This is a messenger RNA of Megalobrama amblycephala (Wuchang bream), 1746 nucleotides long. RefSeq names its product gastrula zinc finger protein XlCGF57.1-like. The record is from RefSeq and is a predicted model, not a curated record. The transcript is spliced from 3 exons. NCBI's taxonomy places the organism in Eukaryota, Metazoa, Chordata, Actinopteri, Cypriniformes, Xenocyprididae. Gene Ontology annotation, biological process: regulation of transcription by RNA polymerase II. Gene Ontology annotation, molecular function: DNA-binding transcription factor activity; RNA polymerase II cis-regulatory region sequence-specific DNA binding. Bases 62 to 1642 code for a protein of 526 amino acids.
CGACAUGACGUCAUAAGACUGCCCCUCGCUCCUGCAUCUACUGUGAUUCUGCUGAAGAAAGAUGGCGUUUAUUAAAGAGGAGACUGAAGACAAGAAGAUGGUGAUUAUUAAAGAUGAGACUGAAGACAUAAAGAUUGAGUUUAAUAAAGAGGAGUUUGAAGAAAUAAAGAUUGAAGAAACAUUCAGUGUGAAACAUGAAGAAACUGAGGAACAAACAGACCUAAUGGCACUGAAAGAGACGAGUCAUGAAAUUAAUGAAAAACAAGAAGAGGAAGAACAUUAUUAUAAACAUCAUGAUUUCAUGCCUGGGGAGAGAUCAACACAGGCUUCCUCACAAGAAAGAGCUCAAAAGACUGGAACUAAAAGUUUUUUCACCUGCCAACAGUGUGGAAAGAGUUUCAGACAUAAAGAAACCUUUAAAUACCACAUGAGAAUUCACACUGGAGAGAAACCUUUCACCUGCCAACAAUGUGGACAGAGUUUCAGAGAUAGAGGUAGCCUUAAAGUCCACAUGAGAAUUCACACUGGAGAAAAGCCUUAUACCUGCCGACAAUGUGGACAGAGUUUCAGUCAAAAGGGAAGCCUUAUAGGCCACAUGAGAAUUCACACUGGAGAAAAGCCUUAUACCUGCCGACAAUGUGGACAGAGUUUCUGUCUAAAGGGAAGCCUUACAGUCCACAUGAGAAUUCACACUGGAGAAAAGCGUUACACCUGUCAAGAGUGUGAAAAGAGCUUCAGGAGAAAAGGAAAACUUGAAAACCACAUGAGAGUUCACACUGGAGAGAAACCUUACACAUGCCUACAGUGUGGAAAGAGUUUCACAAGUGAAGUAAACCUUAUAGUCCACAUGAGAAUUCACACUGGAGAGAAACCUUUCACCUGCCAACAAUGUGGACAGAGUUUCAGACAUAAAGGUAGCCUUAAAGACCACAUGGAAAUUCACACUGGAGAAAAGCCUUACACCUGCCAACAGUGUGGAAAGAGUUUCACACGUGAAAAAACCCUUAAAGUCCACAUGAGAAUUCACACUGGAGAGAAACCUUUCUCCUGCCAACAAUGUGGACAGAGUUUCACACAUAAAGGAAGCCUUAAAGGCCACAUGAGAUUUCACACUGGAGAGAAACCUUUCACCUGCCAACAGUGUGGAAAGAGUUUCACACGUGAAGAAAGCCUGAAAGACCACAUGAGAAUUCACACUGGAGAGAAACCUUUCACCUGCCAACAAUGUGGCGUACAGAGUUUCAGACAUAAAGGUAGCCUUAAAUACAGCACUUGGAAAUUCACACUCAUUGGAGAAAAUCUUUACAUCUGUCAACAGUGUGAAAAGAGUUUCAGUAGAAAAGGAACACUUGAAAUCCACAUGAGAAUUCAUACUGGAGAGAAACCUUUCACCUGCCAACAAUGUGGAAAGAGUUUCAGACAAAUAAAACACCUUAAAGUCCACAUGAGAACUCACACUGGAGAGAAACCUUACAUCUGCCAACAGUGUGGAAAGAGUUUCAGACAUAAAGAAUCCCUUAAAGUCCACAUAAGAAUUCAUACUGGAGAGAAGCCUUACACCUGCCAACAAUGUGGACAGAGUUUCAGACAAAUAAAACACCUUAAAGUCCACAUGAGAACUCACACUGGAGAAAAGCCUUAAGGCAGGAACACACCAAGCCAACAGUCAGUUGUCGGAUAGUUUUUUCGGCCACAUGAAGCCGGAGCUUAUCCUAUCCAGUCUUUUUUUAAAUCCUAAAUGUCUCA